AUGCAACAAACGUUUGUCACUUCAUUAUUGGCCAGGAGAUGGGGUGGGGGUGGAAACAAGGAUAAAUCAAACGUGGUGCCUGCCUUCAACGUGCUCACCAUCCAGGCGAGCGAGCGGAUAGGGGAAAGAGGAGAAACUACAACCAAAUUGCAUGGAGGGCAGACGCUGGUGACCUGGUGGCGCUCAGGGCCCGGGCAAGGGAGCGAGCGGGUGGGCACCGCGCCUGCCCUGCAGUCCCGGCCUGGGGACGAGGCGCUGCACCUCGAAGGCCGUGGCGAGGAGGUCCCGAGGGACCCAAGUCCACGGAAAAGACUGCGGAGGAGGAAAGAGGAGGAACCCAGCGCGCAGGCCUGGAGCAGCGAGGUCUGUAGAAGCAGAAGGCUGCAGAGCUGGCCCCAGGGCUCGGGCCCUGACACUCAGCGACCCCGGGCCGAGCCUUUCCCAGAGGAGGCCGAGCAAUCUGUUGGCGCAGGCCGAGGUGCCAGCGCGACGCAGCGGGAGGGGAAACCAGACAGAGGAGGGGGUGGCCCCAGUCCUCGGACGGCGGCUCCGGGGGUGGGCGAGGUCCCCCGCGUCCCGACCUCGCGCGGCCCAGGCGCCAGGGCGGUGGAGAGGAGAUACUGGGAGGAUUUCCACAGCUGCACGGUCACAGCCCUUACGGAUUGCCAGGAAGGGGCGAAAGAUCUGUGGGAUAAACUGAGAAAAGAAUCCAAAAACCUCAACAUCCAAGGCAGCUUAUUCGAACUCUGCGGCAGCGGCAACGGGGCGGCGGGGUCCCUGCUCCCGGCGCUCGCAGUGCUGCUGGUGGCCCUCUCGGCAGCUCUGGCGACCUGGCUUUCCUUCUGAGCGCGGCGCCGGCUGCCCCCCGCGCCCACCCGCACUCACCCCCGUGCUCCCGGAAACCGAGAGGAAGAUCCAUUCGUUCUUUGGGGACCUCGUGAUUCUCUGUGAUGCUGAAAACAUUCAUAUAGGAUUGUGGGAAAUCCUGACACUCUCUUUCA
Messenger RNA from Galeopterus variegatus (Sunda flying lemur), 1001 nucleotides. RefSeq lists its product as uncharacterized. The record is from RefSeq and is a predicted model, not a curated record. The transcript has 4 exons. The coding region runs from base 1 to 846 and encodes 281 amino acids. Gene Ontology annotation, biological process: nervous system development; neuron projection extension. Lineage: Eukaryota; Metazoa; Chordata; Mammalia; Dermoptera; Cynocephalidae. Gene Ontology annotation, cellular component: plasma membrane.